AGUUUUUGUAAUAUAUUUAUUAUAAGGGUUGCAGGGACAUAAGGGAUGUAAGGGGUGCAGCGACAUAAGGGAUGUAAGGGUUGCAGGGACAUACGGGAUGUAACGGUUGGAGGGAUGUAAAGAAUUAAGGGAUGUAAAAGAUACGGAGAUGUAAGGAAGGCAGUAAUGUGAGGGAUACAGUGCUAUAAGGGAUGGAAGGGAUGCAGAGAUGUAAAGGAUGGAGUGAUGUAAAGAAUUAAGGGAUGUAAAAGAUACGGAGAUGUAAGGAAGGCAGUGCUAUAAGAAUAAGCUCAUAAAAAGAAUGAAGAAAUAAAUAUCUGCCAAGAGAGGCCUAGGUCCAUAGAGAAGGAUAAAGUAAUUAAUAAUUUAAAGGGAUGGGUCUUGGCCUACAUAGAGGGAAAAAUUAUGUAAUUUUAAAUGUCUUUACGACGUCUGGGACAAGAUAAAUGAGGUAAAUUAAAUAAACUUAGAAAUUAGAGGACGACCUGGUAUCUUCUUGAAGUGUCUGGAAGAACAAUAACUCAUUACCCCUUGAAAACAAUAGCAUGUCCAGUCUUUAGGAUCUGUAGUCACUGACUGCGGUCAUUGAAUACUAACAUGGCGACGUCCAGUGAGAAACUUGAAGACUGCGAAGUAUGCGGGAUGAAUAAAGCAAGGUACACGUGUCCCAAGUGCGAGGUUAGAACCUGUUGUCUUCAGUGUGUAAACAUUCAUAAGAAAGAAUUAGAAUGCGAUGGCAUUCGAGAUAAAACGAAAUUUGUACGAUUAAACUCGUUUACAGACUUAGAUAUUUUAAGUGAUUAUAGACUUCUUGAGGAAGUUGGUAGGACAGUAGAUCAACUUAAAAGAGAUCCAUCAAAAAAAUGCACACGGCAAAAUAACUUACCAGUGCAUCUGACUAAACUAAGGGCAGCUGCAUUUAAAAAGACAAUUAAUUUGCAAUUUAUGCCACAAAAUUUUAGUAGGCAUCAAAGUAAUACAACAUUUUUAAACUGGAAGACUAAUGAAUUGUAUUGGAGGAUAGAAUGGAUCUUUCCACAAGCAGAACAUACAAAAUGGGUUACUGAAAGAGCUCUAGACAGUACAAGAUUAUCAACACUCAUUGAAGAAAUUUUAGAUCCUGUUAAGUCAUUAGAAAACAAGAAUGACAUAGAAGAAUUAAAUUUGAAAAUGCGUUUAAAUGAGAGAUUACAGUAUUAUCAAGCAGCUGGUUUAUCUGGAAUAAAAAUUCUUUUAAAGGCAGAGAAGAUUGCAAAGUCAGAUUUAAGGUUUUAUGAAUUGGAUGUUACAUGUACAUUGCAAGAAAAUUUAGAAAAUAAGACUAUAAUAGAAUUUCCAACGAUAUACGUAAUUUUGAAAGAUCAUUCGUUUGCAUAUGAAAUUAUAGAUACUGAUGAUGAAGCUGUAUGUGCUUUAAAUUGUAAAAGUAAUAACAAUAUAUUGAGAAAGAAAAGACGAAAAUAUAAUCAAAUCGAUACAGAAGAAGGAAAAACUUCAACUGUAAAUUAUUUCUUUAAUUCUGAUACUUCGGAACCUGAAGACGAAAAAAUGAAUGACGAUUGCAAAGCUGAACAAUUAUCAGGUUUUAACAUACCAUAUUAUCACGAAUUAGUUAAAACAGAACAGUAAAAUGUUUUAUAUUGUAUAGACAAACAAUUUACAUGUAAAUUAUUAUUUUCGAUUAAACAUAUGAAUAUACAAA
This is a messenger RNA of Osmia bicornis bicornis, 1702 nucleotides long. RefSeq names its product box C/D snoRNA protein 1. The record is from RefSeq and is a predicted model, not a curated record. The coding region runs from base 598 to 1629 and encodes 343 amino acids. The transcript is spliced from 7 exons. Gene Ontology annotation, biological process: maturation of LSU-rRNA from tricistronic rRNA transcript (SSU-rRNA, 5.8S rRNA, LSU-rRNA); box C/D snoRNP assembly; snoRNA localization. Gene Ontology annotation, cellular component: nucleus; pre-snoRNP complex. Lineage: Eukaryota; Metazoa; Arthropoda; Insecta; Hymenoptera; Megachilidae.